Molecule: messenger RNA, 968 nt
Organism: Racocetra fulgida
Lineage: Eukaryota; Fungi; Glomeromycota; Glomeromycetes; Diversisporales; Gigasporaceae
Source: the annotation of a GenBank genome assembly
AUCUUGCCAUUGAAGAUAUUGAAAUUUAUGGAAAAAAGAUAAAGAAUGUAAUAAAUGGAAAGAAUGAAAUGACCGAAGCAAAUGGAAAGAAUGAAAUGAUUGAAACAAAUGAAAUGAUUGAAACAAAUAAUGAGAAUAAUGCAACUUUGAUAAAUAAAUUUGUCUUUUUACAACUUUGUGAAGAGUCAAAAAUUUCAAAGUUUUUAGAUAGUCAAAGGAUCUAUAUUGCUGUUGACAGAAAUAAUAAAGAUUCAAUGACAUAUGUAGCAGAUAUUCGCAAUUUUUACCGACAAAGAAAGUUUGAAACUAUCAAAAAUGUUUAUCAUCACAUAUAUGAUAAAUUUUAUGAUCAAGCAAAUUCGGAUGGUCAAUUUAAAAAUGGUCAUUUAAUUAUAGAUAAAACUGAUGAUGGAGAAAAGACUAUUUUAGAAGAAAUUAUUACUAAAAGGCUUGACAAACCAUUUGCUAAGAAAUUUUUAAGUGAUAAAAUUCUAAAAUUUGGUGAUAAUCACAAUUUUAAUCAAGUUAAUAUUCCGGGAACAAGAACUAUAGCUAGAGGUCUUACUGACAAGCAUUGUAGCACUACGAAGGUUUAUGUCAAUAUCCUUGAGAUGGGUUUGUUUCAAUACUUCACUUAUUCACAUCGAUCACAUCCAACCGAAGAAAUCAUGUGUCAAGAAAAAAUUAGAAAAAAAAUAAGUGAUGAUAUAGAGAAAGGAAGUAAAGAUGAUGUUGAUAUUUCUAGUGAAACCAUAACUGUUGAAGAUGUUAAAAAUAAAGAUUUCAAAAUAAAAAUAAAACCCGCAAAGGUUGUUUGGUUUAUAAUUCCUGAAUUUCCUCUUUUUUUUAAUGAACAUUCCUGGGAUAAACUUUUAAAAGAAUGCAAAGAACUGGAAGAGUUGCUUAAUCAAGAAUUAUUAAUGUCAGAAUCAGAGGAAGGCGAUGAAAUACGAAGAUAUUUUGAAUAA